Molecule: messenger RNA, 1931 nt
Organism: Nezara viridula (southern green stink bug)
Lineage: Eukaryota; Metazoa; Arthropoda; Insecta; Hemiptera; Pentatomidae
Source: the annotation of a GenBank genome assembly
GUUUUAUUGUAAGGAAUUUGGAUCUGCUACCCAAAACUCAGGUGGUAAUAGUAUAUGCUUAUGAAAAUAUUUCCAAAACUGGAAUAUUUGAAAAGUGUAUUAAUUCAGUAUAUAAAUAGCAACAGUUCUCUGACUGAAUUUGUGCCGUAACAGAUUUUUAUACAGGUAUAAUAAGGAUACACUUACGGAUUUCUUUAAGAUUUAAAGUUCAGCUAAGACAGAUAAAAAAUGGAAAUUAGCUAUUUUAUAUGGAUUGGAUUAAUUGGAUCUUUACUUACUGUCAGUGAUUGCUAUUUAUCUGCAACUGCAAAAGACAAAUUUGUUCCAGAAAAUCACAAGCAUUGGAAUAAUCUGGAACACAGAACUUGUGGAUUUUCCUUAAAAAAUCGAAUCAUUGGUGGAAGAAGUGUACGUUUGGGAAAGUACCCGUGGCUGGUCAGAUUGGGAAAAUUACGAAGCGCAUCUGCUCACAGCCUGCGUAAUCCUGCUGCGAACAUGGUGUUCCCCUGCGGCGGCGCCAUUCUCAACAGGCUCUUCAUCCUGACAGCUGGCCACUGCUUCCUGGAUCCGAAGUCAUUACCGACGACGGUGCGCGCAGGUGAGUUCGACACCUCGAAGGAAAUAGACUGCCACCAAGAAUUCUGUGCUCCGCCGGUCCAGGAUAUCCGGAUCAAGGAAUAUUACACGCCUCGAUACUUCAAGCCCAAUUCGAUGGAGAACGAUAUAGCUCUGGUACUAUUGUCCAAGCCGAUUGAGUUUAGCGAAGUCGUGGCUCCAAUAUGCAUGCCGACAUUUUCACUCAGUAAAAGUAAUUUAACUGGCAAAUCUGUAGAAGUUGCUGGUUGGGGUCUCACCAACAUCUAUACGAGGAAGACGCCCACUGUCUUGCAUUCUGUGACCUUGAAGGUAGUUGAGAACACCUGGUGUAAAAUGUAUAAGGAAAAACAUUCUAGCUUCCCCUUCAACAUCAUCUGCGCCGGCAACGAAUCAGGCAAAGACUCCUGUUCGGGAGACUCCGGUGGACCGCUGAUGCUUCCGGUCAACGAGCACGGGACGAUUAGGUACUAUGUGGUAGGCGUCGUCUCUUAUGGACCGGAAGCUUGCGGCGAAACCAACUCACCCGGCAUCUACACCUACCUUGCGCAGUUCGAGCAGUGGAUCUUGAACCUGAUAAAUACCAACUGAUCGGAGAACUGAUCGUUUAAGAAAUAGUCUCUUGGUGUUAUCAUCCCACAUACGUUACUGACCCUUCGAGAGGUGAAUUCCUUCCGCUUAAGAGAUCUGCAGCCUAUGUACUUUGUAAAAUUAUAGAUGAAAAUUAUAAUAAAGUUUUUAUUUGUUGUAUAAGCUAGGCCAUUAUUCAACAACAUUUUUUUUAUUAGCUAUUUUAUUACAACGUUUCGACCAUCACUAGGGUCAUUUUCAAGUCUUAUUGAGUCCUCCAUUAGAUAUUCAUUAUUAAUGUCGUAUUAAUUUGUUUAGUGAAAACUUAAAUUGUCCUGACAUUUGUUUCCCCUAAGUCAUUUCGAGUCCCUCCAGAAAUUAAUAAUAAAAUAAAAUAAUGCAACGGAUCAAAAGAUAAAGAAAUCAAAUUUUCCUUUAUCGAUAAAUAUAAUCCACAAAGAUAACAAAAAUUAAUUUAAAUCUUCAUUUUUGCUUAGAACCAACAUGAUUACAAAUUUAAGUAAGCUGUAUCUUUGCUAAAAAUUGUCCGAUCUCGAUGAUUUUUUUUCAUUUUGUAGGGAAUUUAGUAAUCUUUUAUAUAAUCAUGGGCAUAACCAAGAGAAAAGUGUGUAAUUUUUUAGUUAUUUGCAAAUAAAGUUCGUUUUCUUACAUAAAUUGUUUGCCUGAAUUUUCGGGGUGAUUGGAAUAUUUUGCCCGCCUGAAGGAGAAUGAAGCCUUCGAAAUUGGUGGCUCAAUCUUGAGAUUUG